AUGACCUCACGAGCGUCUUACGACACCAUCGACAACUAUCUCGUCAUACCCCAGCCUUACACAUCGUCUUUCCUCGCUCGUCUCAGCACAUUCAUCCUACACGCCCCACUCGACGUCGUAGAGUCUACGCUCCAGUCACCUCCCACGCGUGACGGUGAGCUCGCACACAUCAACCCUAACAGCGACACUCUACGCCCCACGCAAUUCAUGACUACCGUGUGCCAAGGCCUACUCCAAUUCCUCAACAUGGACUUCGACAAAGCUGAUCACGCUAGUUCAGAUACCAUCCCUCUCGCCUUAUGCCUACUGCUCCGCUAUCGUGUAGCGUCUUCUUCCACGUUCCAGCGUGAAGAAGAGCAUCAUGUUACCGACCAGAAAUGA
Molecule: messenger RNA, 381 nt
Organism: Alternaria viburni
Lineage: Eukaryota; Fungi; Ascomycota; Dothideomycetes; Pleosporales; Pleosporaceae
Exons: 2
Coding region: 1-381 (126 amino acids)
Source: RefSeq, a predicted model, not a curated record